Messenger RNA from Kalmanozyma brasiliensis GHG001, 1734 nucleotides. RefSeq lists its product as uncharacterized. The transcript has a single exon. The record is from RefSeq and is a predicted model, not a curated record. Lineage: Eukaryota; Fungi; Basidiomycota; Ustilaginomycetes; Ustilaginales. Bases 1 to 1734 code for a protein of 577 amino acids.
AUGGCAGCCAACCAGGCCGCCUCGGCCCCCACUCAGCUCUCCAAACUCCUCCGCAAUGCGCGCAUCUCCUCCUUCGACCCCUCCAUCCCGCAGGUGUACACCUCUCCACCCGCCUACGCCGCUCGCGGGGAAUGGGGCAUGAAGCGUGCUCUCCCCUCUUCCUCGACCUCGAUCUUCGGCUCCUCUUCCGGCUCCGCUGCCUACCCCGGCGCUCUCCGCUUCGUGGAAGUCACCUCGCUCGACACGCCCGAGGGCCAGACCUCCUGGAAGGAGCGCGAGAAAGAAACGCUCUUUGUCAAACGCUUUGCGGAAGCGGACACCAAACUUCACAUCACCCGACCCGAAUCCGGGGGUCAUACGUACACCGAACCUGGUUCGCAUGGUCCUCGACCCUCUACAACCUUCCUCAAGUCAACGGAGCGAUACUUCCCGACCGACAUCCCCGGGCCGAUCAAAGCGAGCCCGAACGAGACUCCCGCCGAUCGCGAUGCGAGGGUGUACAACAAUCGUUGGCGCGCGCUGCAACGCCAUCACGCCGCUCGCGGUGCCGCCGAUCCCACGUACAAAAGUCUCGACUUUAUGGGCGACCAAUCGACGAGUCGAGCCUUCGGGUUCGACGCAGACAAAUUCACCACCCGCCCGCGCAUGAUGACCAACUACAACGCGCUGGACGAGCGUCAAUUCGAUCGGUUCGUCGAACGAAUUCGUUCUGGUCGCAAGAACUGGCGUACGUUCUUCCGAUCCAAAGAGCGAGGACGGUUGCUGGGGUUGAUCCGCAAGCGACAGGAGAAGGCGUAUGCCGCAGCGGUGCGUGCUAACGAGGACGCCGAACGUCGCGGUGAGGCUCCGAAGAAGCUGCCGGAAGUCAACCCGGAAGCGGAGCUGCAGAAGCUCUCCCAGGGCGAGUUGGACAUGCUCGAGCAGAGUCGAGAUGUGGAUGCGACGCGCGAUGCCUUCCGGAUGCUAGAAGAGCGCGCAAUUCGACUCACGACAGCCUCGUCGAGCGAUCAGCUACCCGGAUCCUCCCAACCAUCGACACUUCACCCGCAUGCCGGAUUGCAAUUCUCCCAACCCGAUCCGAUCUACACCUCCCUGCUCGCCGAACCGUUGCCUGGUCGAGUGGUGCACGAAGUCUCCUCCCGCUCCGAUCGGAACGUGCGCAAGUCGCUGCUGAUUGCCGAUGGACGGUCUGUCCUUCUUGGUGGACACGUCUCCUACCUCCAUGCGCCGUUGCGAUCCAAUGCACCCCCUACAAUCGAUUGGAGUCGUCAAGAACCCACGCGGGGAAGUGCACUCUUCCGCAUCGUAGACGCCUACCGCUCUUCGGCACUUACCCUCGCCUCGGGGAUGCACAAAGACAUGCUUGCCCCGCGCAACGAUCUCGGGUACCUCCGGUCCAACCUCGAACUGGUUAAGCAGGAUGCGCAGGGUUUGCCUGUGGGGAAAAUCGCACCGAUCGGUAGUGCGAGUUAUGUCGGCGAGGUGGUCAAGGAUCCGACUCGACCGGUGAGGCGCGCCUUGGGUGGCGUCGAGCCGAAGAGGACCGGAUUGGGCGCACUCAAUGCGCUGUAUGCUGGGACGGCGAGGAAAAACGAACUGCAGAAACAGAGAAAGGUCGGUCGCCAACCAGGUCAGCUCCAGCCGGGUAAGAGACAAUCGACAGGUCACGACUCGACAAGAAAGAUGCUCGAUAACCUCGAUUCCCUCGUCAGCGCCGCCCAGAACAAGAACUGA